This is a messenger RNA of Prorocentrum cordatum, 2108 nucleotides long. The record is from the annotation of a GenBank genome assembly. Lineage: Eukaryota; Dinophyceae; Prorocentrales; Prorocentraceae.
CGUGGCCCCAUAGGGAGCUCCACCGAAGGCUCCAGUGGCACUCCGUAGCCAUUUUGGCUCAAGCCGUUCCCUUUCUGCUCGCUCUCGUUUUGGGCCCCGCGGGAGGCUGCAGAGUUCGGACGCUUGGGGAGAUGGCUACGGUCGGCUGCCAAGCUGCCCUGUGGCGGCCGAGCAGCCUCGGCAGGCGGGGGGAGCCGCGGCUUCUCUCUGGCCUGCGCGCCGCGCCCGCCAGAACGCGGCGCGCAGUGCUGCCCACGGGAAGCUGGAGGCUGCCCUGGCGAGGGUCGCCGCGCUCGAGGCCGAGCUCGCCAACUGCCGCGCGGUGCGCGAGGAGGCGGCGGUGCAGGCCGUGCGGCUCGCGGCUCCUCCGCCCAGCAGCCAGCAGGUCCCCGACGACGUCCUGGUCCAGGAGCUUGCGUCGCGGCUGGCCCUGGCCGUGCCUGUGCUGAUGGACAUGCUUGCUAACCGCCGUGCGGCGGCUGUUGGCGCCUCUGUCCUUCGCGCUGCCCCCGCCGCGCCGCCCCCCUGUGGCGGCUGCUUCGGGACGCAGUGUGGCACUUCUUUCGGCGCGGACGUCUGCGACGAGCUUGCAUCGUCGCCAACUGUUGAUGGGGCCACUUCCUCGGGAGCAUGCAGGCGUGCGCCGCCGCUGGCCGGCGCCAGGCGGAAUGCUGGCAUGCAUUGCACUUCGCGGAGGGGCGCAUCAAUUGCGAGGAUGAGGAUGGCUUCGCUCAAUCGGCUGCAGCGCAGUGGUCCUGAUUGUCGGCCUCGGCACGGACGCGGCGCUGGUGGUCGUGGUCGCGCUGCUCUUCCUCAACUUCGCCCUGCAGGUGCGGUGGCUCCACACCGCCGCGUGCCUGCCCAGCGCUCGGCGGCCGAGGGCGUGGCAACGGGCUGGCGCGUGGCUCGCAGGCGCGGGCGCAGCCUGCCCGCUGGCGCAAGCUUCGCCCUCGCCGAGCGAUUGCGCAGCGCGGGCCCUCCCACUGCGGCCCCUCUGGCUUCUGGGCCGCUGUGGUGGCACGCUGGCGUCGAGGGCUUGGAUGACACGGUCUUGGCUAGGCCUGAGAGCGGCGGCGGCUUCGGCGCGCACAUUGACCCUCGGCCUUCUGAAGAUGGUGCUGUUCAGCCUCCUCGCCUUCCUGGUCCUGGUACGGCGUGCAGCACUGCCUGCGCGUCCUCUCCACCUGCCUUCGCGGACCCUUCGAUCGUCGCGGCGUACUUGCUGGCCAACGAGGCUGCCGUCCUCAGCGGUGGCAGUGGGGCGGCCGAUGGCGGCCUCGACGGCGUGAUCGGCAUGCAGGUGGACGACUCCCGCAACCAGGACGGGAAUUGCACUUCGCCUCCGGCCUCGGGCGCUCCCCUCACGGGCAGCGGCGGCGGCCUCGCGGCGGCGGCCAGCGAGGUAGGGGGCAGUGCUGUGGAGGCGGCGCCGCGCGGACCCAGGCGGCUCCUGGCGCUGAGCUCCCACGUUUUCGCUGGCACAGUGGCCCUCACUGUCGACCGCGAUAUCCGGAGGACGGGGUGGCAGGAAGCCGGUGGCGAGGCCGCCCCUCCUGCGCCCUCGGCCGCAGAGAUUGCCGAAGGCCGCCAGUGGCUUCGCUCGCAGUUCGGCCCUGGGUCCCCGUGGCGGGCUUGGGCGAGCAAGGAGCGGCGUCGGCGCUGCAUCUCCUGAGCGGGCCUGCGAGCGCGGUGCUUUCUGUUGCAGGCUCUCGGCCCUCGGUGUCCCAGCAGUUGCACGUGCGCUUGCGGCGGCCAGCUCCUCUGGCCUGUCCUCAGUGCCAGCUUUGGCGGCGACGCUCCUCGAGCUGCUGCCUCUCCGCCUCGUCUGUUCGUCUGGAGGCGCCUCGCGGGCCGAGCAGUGCUCGUCGAGGGUUUGACGGCGCACACCCACGUGGCGUGGCGAGUGUGCUGCUACAUGGAGGCCGCUGUUUGCGGAGCCUCCUGGCCGCAUUUUGCGGCUCUCGCCUUCUUGGCGGCAGGAUCGGCUCGUGCUGCACGGGCUGCCUUGGUUAUAAAAAAGGCUCCAGUGGCACAGGCCGCAUGCGUCAACGCCACCAAGGACAGCGCUUCGUGGCCCCACGGGGAGCUCCACCGAAGGCUCCAGUGGC